CCAAUAAGUAGUGUAUUAGGUAGUGAUCAAUAACUGUUGAGUACUUCACUUCUGGCCUCAACCAUUGGGACCUGUUGCAAUUCGGGAAAAGACGAACCGACCAUGCCUUUUUGCUUUCCUUGAUUGUUUCCUCGAAGGUCCCUUCAAUUCUUCCCCUUUAAGAACGCGGGAUGGCGUCGAAUAUGGAAACCGAGAAUGAACAGCUAGUGGCUGAUCCUUUGUCAUUUGCCAGAAGUUACCAGUUGGAAGGAUUGGAAAAAGCACUUAAACAGAACACGAUAGUGUUUUUAGAAACUGGCUCUGGGAAAACUUUGAUUGCCAUCAUGCUUUUGCGCAGCUUUGCUCAUCAACUACGCAAACCUUCACCCUUCGUUGCUGUUUUCUUAGUUCCACAAGUUGUUUUGGUUACUCAACAAGCUGAAGCUUUGAAGAUGCAUACCGACUUGAGCGUUGGUUUGUAUUAUGGAGAUAUGGGGAUAGACUUUUGGGAUGGUGCAAUUUGGAAGCGAGAAAUAGAAAAACAUGAGGUGCUUGUGAUGACUCCUGCAAUUUUGCUAAAUGGCUUGAGGCAUAGCUUCUUUCAUAUAAGCAUGAUAAAGGUCUUAGUAUUGGAUGAAUGCCAUCAUGCCAGAGGCAAACACCCCUAUGCUUGUAUUAUGACGGAGUUCUAUCACCAACAGUUAUCUCUUGGUAAAUCUGAUCUUCCUAGAAUAUUUGGAAUGACUGCUUCUCCUAUAAAGUCAAAGGGUGGCAAUUCGGAGUUGAAUUAUUGGCAAUAUAUACAAGAACUUGAGUCCUUGUUGAAUUCAAAGGUGUAUACUGUUUCUAGUGAAUCAGAGCUGGCUAAUUUUGUGCCCGUUUCAACUCCGAAGUUUAAAUUCUAUAUUCGCAAGGACAUUCCAUAUGCAUUAUAUGAGCAAUUAGCAAACGCAUUGAAGGUUUUGAAAUCAAAGCAUGAACAAUCCCUGGAGAAUUCAGAUCUCAAUCCUUCCAAGGUAGAACCAACUAGAAAACGGAUAUCAAAAGCGUUUUUGGCUUUGAUGUAUUGCUUAGAUGAACUGGGUCUUUGGUUAACCUGGAAGGCUGCUGAAACUUUAUCGUGGAUGGAAGAUGAUUUUUCUCCAUGGGAAACACUGGAUAUUUUUGGUGAGGCAAUAGUGAAAAGCUUCUGUUCCGAUGCCUUGAAGCUACUUGCUAACCCUUUAAAAUCAGGAUGUUCCUAUGGGUCUAUUGGUGACAAUGUUGAGGCUGAUAUGGCUGCAGGUCUUAUGACUCCAAAAGUUGUCUGUCUCAUUGCAUCCCUGCUUGAAUACAGGUCUAUUGAGGAUAUAAGAUGUAUAGUAUUUGUCGAAAGAAUUGUUUCUGCUGUGGCUCUUCAAACUCUACUGAGCUUAUUGCUCCCAAAACACACUUGCUGGAAAACCAAAUAUAUAGCUGGAUCGACCUCUGGUUUGCAAACCCAGUCAAAGAAGAAACAAAAUGAAAUUGUGGAAGAGUUCCGUUGUGGCAAGGUCAACAUCAUUGUUGCAACCUCAAUUCUUGAAGAGGGCUUGGAUGUCCAAAGUUGCAAUUUAGUUAUACGAUUUGACCCAUCAUCCACAGUAUGUAGCUUCAUACAAUCAAGAGGUCGUGCAAGGAUGAAAAAUUCAGAUUACAUCUUGAUGGUAAAGAGUGGGGAUUCCGCCACUCUCUCUCGACUUCAAAGAUAUCUUGCUAGUGGUGAAAUUAUGAGAAAUGAAUCUUUAUGUCACGCCUCUCUGCCCUGCUUACCUUUUAGAAGUGCUUAUGACGAGGAAUCCUAUUUUGUUGAAAGCACUGGUGCAAUUGUGACUCUAAGUUCCAGUGUUGGCUUGAUAUACUUCUAUUGCUCUCGCUUGCCUUCUGAUUGUUAUUUUAAGCCUACGCCAAGAUGGGAUAAGGAAACUUGCACCUUAUAUCUUCCGAAGAGCUCUCCUUUGCAGACCUUUUCCAGUAAAGAUGAUGCUAAAUAUUCCAAGCAAAGCGCUUGCUUAGAAGCAUGUAAACAACUUCAUAAGUAUGGUGCUUUGACAGAUAAUCUUGUCCCUCAAAUGGUUGCUGAGGAAUCUGUAGCGCAAGAAAUUGGGAAUAAACCACUUGAUGAUGAACAACCAAUAUAUGUUCCGCCAGAAUUUGUGCAUUGUUGUCCCCAUAAUUCCAGUGUAGUGUAUCAUUGCUACCUGAUUGAAUUAAAGCAGAACUUCCAUUAUGAUAUAUCAGCACACAAUAUUGUGCUAGCCAUGAGAACUGAGCUUGAAUUUGAAGUCCAAAGCAUGUGUCAUGACUUGGACGUUGACAGAGGAAGCUUUGAUGUGAAUUUCAAGUAUGUAGGCAUUAUUAAGCUUAGCCCAGAGCAGGUUCUUUUAUCUAGACAGUUCCAACGUACAAUUUUCAGAGCUUUGUUGAACCAUACAUGGACCAACAAGUUGAGUGAAAAUAACGAGAUUUAUUUGGGAGAUGGUCCUAAAGUUGAUUAUCUUCUGCUCCCUUCAACUGGUGUUGAACUGAUUAGCUGGGAGAUUGUUCUGUCUGUAUUGUUUUCAUCUCGAGAAUAUUGUGUACAUCGUGGUAUUUCCUCAUCCAAGGGCCUUGCUUAUGAUGUACAGACCAAAAGUGGACUUGUUUGCAUUUGCAGACUCCAGAAUUCUUUGGUGUAUACUCCUCACAAUGGUCAUGUAUAUUGCAUAACGAGUGUUUUGAGUGAACUGAAUGGAAACUCAUCACUCAAGAUUAGAAAAAAUGAAAUGAUGGCUUACAAGGAGUAUUACAAAGUGCGUCACGGCAUUGACUUGUAUUUUGAGAAACAGCCAUUACUUCGUGGGAAAAAAAUCUUUCCAGUGCAUAACUACCUUAAGAGAUUUAGGAAACACAAGGAGGAGGGAGAAUCAAGAAACUCAUUAGUUGAACUGCCACCUGAACUUUGUUCUAUAAUAAUGUCCCCCAUAUCCGUCAACACCCUUUAUUCAUAUUCAUUUCUUCCUUCUAUUAUGCACCGACUUGAAUCGAUGCUAAUAGCCAGCAACUUGAAAAAGUUGAAUACGGAUCAUUGCAUGCAAAAUGAUAUUCCAACCACAAAGUGGGCUAUUAUCAACACACUUUUAUAUGCAAUUUUCAUUCAGGUGUUGGAAGCAAUAACAACAAAAAAUUGCCAAGAGAAAUUUCAUCUAGAAUCCCUUGAGACCCUUGGUGAUUCGUUUCUUAAAUAUGCAACCGGUCAACAUCUUUUUAGAACUUUUCAAAAUGAUCAUGAGGGCCUUCUUAGUUUGAAGAAAGAUAGGAUAGUUUCUAAUGCUGCUCUCUGUAGGCUUGGAUGUGAACACAAAAUUUCGGGAUUUGUUCGAGAUGAGGCUUUUGAUCCUCAAAAGUGGGAUAUUCCUGGUGAUACACAUGAAGUUUCCCAAUUAAGAGAGGUAGUCCUUUCUAGUGGGAGAAAGGUUUAUGUUCGGAGAAAAAGAAAGAUAAAGGGUAAGAGGAUAGCUGACGUUGUUGAGGCUCUAAUUGGUGCCUAUCUUAGCACUGGUGGAGAAAGGGCAGCGAUACAGUUUCUAAAUCGGAUUGGUAUAGAACUUAAUUUUGAUUUUGUACCCUAUGAGAGACCUUUUAGAGUUGAUGCGCAUAAGCUCAUUAAUGUUGGACAUGUAGAGUCCCUGCUAAAAUACACAUUCAACGAUCGCUCAUUGUUGUUAGAAGCAUUGACUCAUGGUUCAUACAUGCUUCCUGAGAUUCCAAGAUGUUAUCAGCGACUGGAAUUUCUUGGAGACUCAGUAUUGGAUUAUGCAAUUACUGUGCAUUUAUACAACAAAUACCCCGGAAUGACACCUGAAUUGUUGACUGACAUGAGGUCUGCAUCUGUGAACAAUGAUUGCUAUUCACGAACUGCAUUAAAGGCUCAGUUGCACAAAAGCAUACUACAUUGUUCUCAUGAUCUCCAUAAACAUAUUAGUUCGACCCUUCAUAAUUUUGAGAUGUUAUCUUCAGAAGCAACCUACGGAUGGGAAUCUGAGAUUUCUUUUCCCAAGGUUCUCGGAGAUGUUAUUGAAUCUUUAGCUGGAGCAAUAUACGUCGAUUCUGGAUACGAUAAAGAAAAGGUGUUUGGGUGUAUAAGACCACUACUAGAACCAUUAGUGUCGCCUGAAACUUUGAAGAAACACCCAAGACGUGAGCUAAAUGAGUUAUGCCAAAAGGAAAAAUACAACUUAAAGAAAACUGUUACUUCUCGUGUGAAUGGAAGAUCACACGUUACAGUUGAGGUUGAAGUUAAUGGGAGGAUAUUCAAACACACGGCAAUCUCUUUGGAUAGGGAGACUGGGAAGAAGGUUGCUUCCAAAGAAGUUCUCAAAUCUCUAAAGGAGUCCUAUCCUAUGGUACAUAAAUAAAUCCAAAUGCUGUAGUUUUUUGGUAUCUGAUAUUUCUUCCUAUAGUGCUUUUACAGGUGUUGUAUUUUCCUUGUUCAAUAUUAUGAGAACUCUGGUCAGAGAAAAAGAAAAGGAAAAGCAACGCAGCAAGUGUAAUUUAUACACAUUUGGAGUUGAGAUAUAAAAAUAUUUGAAGGUUGCUUUUUUAAA
Messenger RNA from Cucumis melo (muskmelon), 4583 nucleotides. RefSeq names its product endoribonuclease Dicer homolog 2. Gene Ontology annotation, cellular component: nucleus; cytoplasm. Bases 171 to 4394 code for a protein of 1407 amino acids. Gene Ontology annotation, molecular function: RNA binding; protein binding; ribonuclease III activity. The record is from RefSeq and is a predicted model, not a curated record. The transcript has 24 exons. NCBI's taxonomy places the organism in Eukaryota, Viridiplantae, Streptophyta, Magnoliopsida, Cucurbitales, Cucurbitaceae. Gene Ontology annotation, biological process: siRNA processing.